This is a messenger RNA of Nerophis ophidion (straightnose pipefish), 6136 nucleotides long. RefSeq names its product DNA (cytosine-5-)-methyltransferase 3 beta, duplicate a (gene dnmt3ba). Lineage: Eukaryota; Metazoa; Chordata; Actinopteri; Syngnathiformes; Syngnathidae. The record is from RefSeq and is a predicted model, not a curated record. Gene Ontology annotation, cellular component: nucleus. The transcript has 27 exons. The coding region runs from base 285 to 4331 and encodes 1348 amino acids. Gene Ontology annotation, biological process: negative regulation of transcription by RNA polymerase II. Gene Ontology annotation, molecular function: DNA (cytosine-5-)-methyltransferase activity, acting on CpG substrates; DNA binding.
AAGGACAACCUCCCGAGUCCCUUUUCCGCCCUACUCUGGAGCUCCAAUAGCGGGAACGACACACAUAUCUGCUCGGCCCGAAGAGUGUUCCGGAACCCUUGGUUAAUAACCGAGUUGUAACACCGGGAGUAAACGGACCGAGGAUAUUCGCGGCAAAAACAACAUCUCGCGAGACUUCAUGCAUGCGCUCUAUAAAGUGAGGAGGGGCCAAAGAGCAUGGAGUGAAUGAUCCCACAGGCAUAAUCACCCACUGGCGGACAAGAGAGGAUUUUGGAUAUACAGCCAUGGGGAUUAAAAGAAGAUCGACGAGCAGAGUGAUAGUGAUCCCUAAAGAUUUACCUGACGAGACGGACUCAUUAAAUUCGCUGACCUGGCUCAACGGCCUACUGAAGACCAACUUUCAGGAUGUGCAGCACAUUGGUUCAGGUGCUUGUCACUGCCAGAUGAUGUCUGGCAUCAUUCCAGGCUCAAUUGACAUGACCAAAGUGAGGUUUGAUGCACAAGCUAAAGAGGACUGCGAGCACAACUUUAAUCUCCUCCAGUAUGCCUUCACCAACAACAAUAUCUCAAAGACCAUUCCUGUUGCUGAACUCAUAAACGGGGAUUGUAAAACUAACUUUGAGUUCCUGAAGUGGUUCAAAUCCUUCUACACAAAAAAUGUGAAAGAUGAGGAGUAUGAUCCAGUGAAAGCUCGGAACAGCCAGGACAUCAUCCCUUAUCAACCAUCACAGCAAUCUCAAAACGGUACACCUAAACUGGACCAUAUCACUGAAGACUGUGGAGUCCUAAAAGUUGAGCAGCUGCACUUCAACGAGUUAGCCCUCAAAUUCAUUAAAAAAGUCUGUUGUCACCAAGGGUCACGACAUAUUGCAGACUCUAAACUGAGGCCGGAGUAUAUCAAACACAUUACAACACUUUGCAAGCAAACUCCAUACUGUAUUUACUUCUAUGAAAAUGUCCCACUUGAAAAGGAUGAGACUGUCUCUGUUGUUCUUGUUGGAUUUUUCGACGUGGAAGGCUCUCAGCACUACGUUAAAUUUCUGGACGCUGUAAAUUCCCCAGCUGAUGAGACAGGGGAGCAAACCGCCUCUGCGGUGGUGGAGACCUUGAAGAAAUUUGGCUUACCUAAAGACAUGUUAGUUGCUCUUUAUUUGGACCAUGAAGGUUCUGCUACAGAGCCACUCUGCUUGCAGCUCAGGGAGCUCAAUCCAAACAUAGUGGUAUUUGGAGAACUUUACAACAUUGUUGAUGCUGCUUGCCAUGCGGCUAUGAAGAAGCUCUCCAGUCCUGUUCUUGAGCUGAUUCUGGAAAUUCAUGCGCACUACAUAUCCUGCUCUGUAAAGGACAUUAACCUUCAAACACUUUUUGGCUCAGAUAUUAUAAAGGACGGUUCAUCAUCUGUGCUCAACACUAGCUGCCAUUAUGUCCAUCAGACAGUUGCCAAAAUGUUGGAAAUAUGGACAGAUGUCACUUUGUACUUCAGCUCAUGUGACACAAAGGACAGUAAAAUCAAAUUCAUCAACUCCCAACUAGAUGAUCCCAAAGUCAGGGCAACCUUCAUUUUCCUGGACAAGACCUUAAAGCCUCUGCACAAGUUCCAAACACAUCUUCAGGGAAUUAAGGGAAACAGCAGAGCUGACAUAAAGCUAAUCUCGGAGGAAGCCAGCAGCCUUUUGCGCACAUACACUGCCUCUUUCCUACACCCAGAAGCAGCAGCUAACAUCCUUAAAGAACACAAUGCUAAAAUACUACAGAAAAAGAAGUUUCACCUGUCCAGCCCAAAACUCAAUUUUGGUGGGAAAGCAGUUGAGGACUUAUUGGAAAAUUCUUCAGCGUGUGUGCAUUUCCAAAAGGAGGUGCUGUUGUUCUAUGUAGCUCUCACUGAAGCCCUUGUACAGGAGCUGCCUCUCAGUGAGGAGAUGUUCGGCUGCAUCGCUCAACUGCUGGACCACCAAAGCAAACUGACAGAAAAAUCACUGGAGAUGCUGGUGACACAAUUGGGAAUGUGUGACCAGAUGCCCAGGCAGCUUUUCAGUGAAUUCCUUGAUUAUCAGCAGGCUGAUGGAAUGCCACAGACAAAAGAUAUGGAACAUCGAAUGGACAAUUACUGGUCCAGCAUCCUGAAGCGAACCAACCCCAUCUCAGUAUUCAGAAAACUUGUGUUAACUUUGUUGUGCCUACCUUGUCCUCCCCUUGAUGCUCAGCUUGUCUUUAGACAGGCCUUUGACAUUGGAAAUAUGCCGUUGCUGUCUGAGAGUGAAGCUGUAUCACAGACCGAUUCUGGCCCCAUGUCAGACUGCACUGACAACCAGGACAAUUUUUUCAAAAAUAUCCCACCAGACCUCUAUAUGAGAUGCAUGCAGCCAUGUCAAGUCCAUCUAACAAAACUGAAAGAUCUAGACAACCUAUAUGAUGAUCUUCUUGAGGAGGACUGCCCUAGUGAAGAGGAAGAUGAGGAUUCUUUAGGUAAGAAAGAGACCAGAAGAAGCCUAAAAGGAUCUUACCAGGAUGGGAAGGGAUUUUUGACAGGAGAGCUUGUAUGGGGGAAACCGAAGGGUCUUUCUUGGUGGCCUGGUCUGGUGAUAUCUUGGAAAACCAGAUUUUCACCUCCAGGUUUGCGGAAGGUGGAAUGGUUUGGAGAUGGACACUUUUCAGAGACACCCACAGAAGAUUUGCUACCUUUUCGUGCCUUCUCUACGUGUUUCUGUAAAGACUCAUUUGCCAGCCUGCCUGCCUACAAGGAGGCCAUCUUCCAGGUCAUAGAGCUUGCAGGUGAACGCUGUGAGAAGUCCUUUGAAGAUGCAAAAGGAGAUAAAGAAACCGAACUGAAGCUAAUGGUGGAUUGGGCCUUUGAGGGAUUUUUGCCUUCUGGACCAGAAGGAUUUACGCCAAGUAGUAAGUAUCUUCAAGAUGUUGAACAAAUGGAUUCUGACUCCACUCUGUCUGACUACCAGCCACCAGUCAAAAAAAAAAAUGCUUCAAAAAAUAGACCAAGCACAUCCGACAUCAUCUAUAACCGUGAAUUGUUAGAUGAGCUACUUAACGAAAACGGCACAAAGAUUGAAGAGCUUUGUUUAACUUGUGGCACCCCUGAUAUUGAAGUGCAGCACCCAUUGUUUGAAGGCGGCCUUUGUUCCAGAUGCAAGGAGAACUUUACAGAGACACUGUAUCGCUACGAUGAAGACGGCUACCAGUCAUACUGCACCGUGUGCUGUUCAGGGAUGGAGGUUAUUCUUUGUGGCAACACCAGCUGCUGCAGAUGUUUCUGCAAAGACUGUAUGGAUAUCUUAAUCGCACCAGGCACCUUUGACAAAAUGAAAGUGAUUGACCCAUGGAACUGCUUCAUGUGCCAGCCGGAACAGUGCACCGGAAACCUUAAACUCAGACCAGACUGGCGGGUUAAGGUCCAAGACUUGUUUGCCAACAACAGUGCCAUGGAGUUUGAGCCUCACAGAGUUUACCCGUCUAUCCCAGCUGAUGAGCGCAGACCAUUGAAGGUUCUUUCACUCUUCGAUGGGAUUGCAACAGGCUACCUGGUGCUCAAAGAACUCGGCUUUAAGAUUGAACGCUACAUUGCCUCAGAAAUAUGUAAAGAUUCCAUCGUAGUGGGCAUGGUGAAGCAUGAGGGAAAGAUAGAAUAUGUUAAUGACGUACGCACCAUCACAAGAAAACAUCUGGCUGAAUGGGGCCCAUUUGACCUGCUGAUAGGAGGAAGUCCGUGCAAUGACCUCUCCAUGGUCAAUCCCAAUCGAAAAGGAUUGUUUGAGGGCACCGGAAGGCUAUUCUUUGAGUUCUACCGCAUCUUGACACUUUUAAAGCCAAAGGAGGAUGAGGAUCGUCCAUUCUUCUGGUUGUUUGAGAACGUGGUGUUUAUGUCAACCAGAGACAAGACAGACAUCUGUCGAUUCCUUGAGUGCAACCCAAUUCUUAUUGAUGCUGUGAAAGUCAGCCCGGCUCACAGAGCACGCCUCUUUUGGGGAAACCUCCCUGGCAUGAACAGACCCCUUGCUCUUUCUCUGUAUCACAAACCUUCUCUUCAGGAUUGUUUGGAACCUGGACGCACAGCAAAGUUGGAAAAAAUCAGAACCAUCACAACAAGUUCACACUCCCACAAGCAGAGGAAUGUCGGGCUUCCUGUCGUCAUGAAUGGCGAGGAGGACUACUUGUGGUGUACCGAAAUUGAACAGGUCUUUGGCUUCCCCAAACAUUACACGGAUGUGAACAACAUGGGCCGCUCUCACCGCCGGAAGCUCCUUGGUAAAUCAUGGAGCGUCCCCGUCGUCCGCCACUUCCUCGCACCACUUAAGGAUUAUUUUGAAUGUGAACAGUAGCAAUGAAGUCGGUAGACCUGCAGGCACAUUCUCCCUGAACUUUUUGAUAUUUUAUUUGUAUUUUUUGCAUAAGAACAAACACAUUUUUUACUGCUUUUGAAAACACUGAGAGGGAAGUUUCUUUUUUUCAAUAACACGGUAAUCUAUAGUAUAUAGUGGCCUGUAUCAACAAGCAAACCGGUGUCUUUGGGCUCCGUGCUUUCUAAAUCGACAGUUAGGGACGAUAACAGCAGCCUCCUAAAUGUUUACACCACUGUGCACUUUGUUUAUUACCUCAGUAAAAUAGGAGUGCAACCUCUAGGUCAAUGGCAGCUGUAAUCAUUAUUUUUAUACUGAUAUAUGGACCCAUAUCUCGCUGUUUCCUCACAGCACAGCUUCAUCGGGCCAACCUGUUCUCAAGCUAGGUACAGAUCCAAUAAAGGAUUUCAUGAAUAUGCCAAUCCAUACAAGCAAACUAACAAAUAGGAUUUGUACAUCAGUAAAUAAAAUAAGUAUGAUAUUACCUACAGAUUGUGUAGGUUGACCUCUUUUUUUAAGACAUAAACAGUCCAGAAUUGUAUAGUAAGUUUCUUGUAACAGGAACAGAACAUAAAAAAAUAACAUUAAAGAUCAUAAAUUAUUUUUUAUUACAUUUUUGGGAAACAAGAAGAAAAUGUGCUGUUUAUUUCAACUAUAUUUCCUAAAAUACAUAUUGAGGCUAUAUAUUUGUUUUAUCCAAUUACUCAAUCGAACAAACUCAGCGAUAGAUUACGUGAUUAUAAAAAAUAAAUAACUGCAACGCUAAUUUAAUUUUGCUCAAAUACACAACCCAAGAUAUCAUUUGCUUCUUAAAACAGGCCCUAAAACUCUACCUCAAAUGUAUUUUCUACUUUUUAAAAUGUGGUUACCCUUUUUUAUGGGUUCAAUUUCUUUUAAAUAUUAAUUAUUUUUCCCACAUAAAAAACAGUUGUUACCUGCCAUGGUUGUCUUGAAAAUGCAAUCCGCUUGUGCUGGAUUUAGGACAAAUCCUCUGCAUUUAUUAUGAUUCUUUGAAUCUUGAUUUUUAAAACAUCUUUAGGGUCAAGAAUUUUAAAAUUAAUUAAGACUUCAAGUGUAUGUAUGUAUGUAUGUAUGUAUCUUAUGUGGGUUCUUCCGAGGAUGUUGUAGUCGUAAUGGUUUGUACAGUCCUUUUAGACAUUUGUGAUUUAGGGCUAUAUAAAUAAACAUUGAUUGAUUGAUUGAUUACUAGGUUUUAAUGUGACAGGAAGUUUACAAAAGAUUGCUGCCUUGAUUAAUACUGAAUGACUUUCUGUGUCUAUAUGAGCCUAUCCCAGAAGACUUCCGGCAAGUACAUCUUAGGAUUGGUCGCCUGCCAAUUGCAAGGCACAUAUAGACCAACAUUCAUUCAUAUUCAGGUCUAUGGACAAUUUUAGAGUGUCUAAUUAGCUUAGCAUGCAUAUUUUUGGAAUGUGGGAGGAAGUUGGAGUACCUGGAGAAAAUUCACACAUGUACAGGGAGAACAUGCAAACUCCACACAAAGUUGCCCAAUGGGAGAUUGGAACUUAGAUCUCCUGACUGCACGUCCUACAUGCUAACUACUAGGUCACCAUGCGGCCUGUUUAUUCCCUCCGGUGCUGUUUUAAUGGUGCAAAAUAACUGUACACGUCUUUUUUAUUGUUAAGAGGAGGAUAGCUUUUAAACAGUGUGUAUUUUUAAGAUGACCAUGCAUUCUUAGACUCUCUGUAAUACUAAUGAGAUGCUUUGUGUUUUUUCAAUGACAACGACAAAUGAUAAUGAAUUAAACCAGUAUUAGUUUAUUGAAGAAA